GCUCCCAGUCGGAAGUGACGUACUCCAGCGUUUCCCGCAGUGGCGGCAUUUUAAGUUUAGUGAUCUGGACAGGUUGGUACACUUAAGUCGCCGCCUGAGAGGAGGCUGCAGGGUUCCGGUGGCUCCGCGAGAUGGGCCCAGCCAGUCCGCCGACCUUCCGGUGCAGAUGAGAGAACCGGGGCUCCGUCUACCGGAGCGUCCGGGAAGCCUGGGUUGAACGAAAGGAGGAAAGGGCGCCCGCGGGCCAUGGCCCCUCCUCCAGGGGUAGGUCCCGCGUCUCUGCGGUUUGCUGCCGCCGCCAGCUGGCUGGUUGUCCGCAGUCGCCGCGUAGAGCACUUCCCGAAAGUGGUCGAGUUUCUGCAGUCCCUGCGCGCAGCUGCCCCCGACUUGGUGUGCUACCGACACCAUGAACGCCUGUGUAUGGGCCUAAAGGCCAAGGUGGUGGUGGAGCUGAUCCUGCAGGCGCGACCCUGGGCCCAGGUCCUGAAUGCCCUGAAGCAUCACUUCCCAGAGUCCAGAACAACAAGACAAGAUAGGAAGCUGUUGGAGGCACGGGAAAAUUUCUGCUUGCUUGUGAAGCACCUGUCGGAGGACCCACCUUCGAGCCUGCAGGAACUAGAACAAGACUAUGGGGAACCCUUUCUGGUUGCCAUGGAAAAGCUGUUGUUUGAAUACUUGUGUCAGCUAGAAAAAGCGCUGCCUCCAAUCAGAACAGGAGAGCUUCAGGAUGCUCUAAGUUGGAUUCAGCCUGGCUCAUUCAUCACUUCUUCUGUUGCUUUGCACCAGUAUGGUACAGACAUGGGGUGGCCAUUUCCAGGGAGCUCUACUUCUGGCUCAGGGAAUCUGAGAGAGCCCAUGGAAGAGAGUCCUCAUCAACAAACAAAACCAGCACUCCACAGCCCUCUGCCUAAAGCUAAGCCUGGCCCUCACCAGCCAGCUUCACGGGAGCACCCAGAACAUUUAGCUGGCAACCGCUUUAAUCUGGCCCCUUUGGGAAAGCGAAAAUUCCGAUCACAUUGGACAUCCUCAAAGGCAUGCCAUAAAGAGCGGCCCACAGUCAUGCUACUCCCAUUUAGGAACAUGGGCUUACCAGCUCAAGACAUAUCUAACCCUAAAAGCCUGGAGGAACACGGCGUGGGCUCAGCAGCUUCUGUGGGAAAAGAACCAGUCUGCACGGGGAAGCCUAAGAUCCCAUCUCGGAGCUUGGGGAAAAGGGCAUUAGAGGAGACCCCACCCGACUUGCCGGCUACAGAGCAGGAGAACGGUGUGAAUUGCGUGGACCCUCUUAGAGUCAAGAAACCAGCACUGUCCCCGACCCCGUGUAGCUCUGUUAUUACCAUAGGGGACUUGGUUUUGGACUCUGAUGAGGAAGAAAAUAACCAGAAGGAAGGGAAGGAGUCUUUGAAAAACUAUCAGAAGACGAAGUUUGACACCUAUAUCCCCAUGCUUUGUGAUUACAUCCCAUAGUGCCCUGCCUAUUCCUUUCUGGCUACAUAAACAGUUCUCACUCAGGUCCUCUGGAAUACCCUCUGCACUCUGUCCAUCUUCCGCUGCAGCUCUGCAUGCAAUUUAGUGGAAAAGAAGAGGAAGCCCAGAUAUGAGUUGCCUGGCUCCAUUGCUAAAAGCUUUGUAACACUUGGAAAUUAAAUUUUGUUUCACUUUUGAUGGGAAGAAGGGGAAUUAAGACUUGCAUAGGUCUGUGUAGGUCAUUCCUCAGAAACAACAGGCUUCUCUUAGCUGGUUGAGGCCCUUCUCAUAUUUACUCCUUUGUUAAGGGUUCAGAUUUACCUAGAAGGGUUAGGAGAGAGCCUGGAAGGGAAACUGUCCUUAUGCCAUCUUAACAGUCGUCCCUAAGGCCAGAACAUACUUUGUAAGGUGCUUCAUGAGAGUGACAUUCACUUCCCUGGAUCCCCCUGGGUCAGGGUCAAUCCCUGGAGGAGCAUCUAGAUGCCAGCCUGUGAUGAAAGCCCAGCGUCUAUCUGUAUGAAAAUAUUUCAAGUAUAGAAGGAUGGCUAAGCUGUUUAGACAUGUGAUGAUCUCAUUUAAUGAAGCUGGUUAACAUGAUUCCAACAGCCUUUCUUUUCCAGACCAAGGGCUGUCAUUUCUGUGUGGAUCAGCAUCUUUUCUUCCUAAUGUUCAGGGGUUGUCCCCAGGGUCUCAUUUGUUAAUCUCACGUCUCCUUCCUCCUGCCAUAGCAUUGUGUGUGCAGCUAGAGGCAUGGGUGAGUAGAGAGCGCUCAGGAGUGAG
This is a messenger RNA of Mus pahari (shrew mouse), 2247 nucleotides long. It is a transcript of the gene Tinf2, whose product is annotated as TERF1 interacting nuclear factor 2. Lineage: Eukaryota; Metazoa; Chordata; Mammalia; Rodentia; Muridae. Gene Ontology annotation, cellular component: shelterin complex. The coding region runs from base 247 to 1467 and encodes 406 amino acids. The transcript is spliced from 9 exons. Gene Ontology annotation, biological process: regulation of telomere maintenance via telomere lengthening; telomere capping. The record is from RefSeq and is a predicted model, not a curated record. Gene Ontology annotation, molecular function: telomeric repeat DNA binding.